GCCGGGGGGAACGUGGGUGUCAGUCAGUGCCGGGCUGAGGUUAGAAGGCAGGCGGCGAGAUGAGCCGGUCGCCCGCGUUCCUGAGCGCCGCCGAAGUGCAGGACCACCUCCGAAGCUCCAGCCUCCUCAUUCCUCCUCUGGAGGCGGCUCUGGCCAACUUCUCCAGCGGCCCCGACGGAGGAGUCGUGCAGCCCGUGCGCACCGUGGUGCCGGUGGCCAAGCACAGGGGCUUCCUGGGGGUCAUGCCCGUCUACAGUGCAGCAGAGGAUGCCCUGACCACCAAGUUGGUCACCUUCUAUGAGGGCCACAGCUCCACAUCCACCGUUCCCUCGCACCAGGCAAUUGUGCUACUCUUGGAGCCUAGCAAUGGCACCCUGCUGGCGGUCAUGGAUGGAAAUGUCAUUACCGCAAAGAGAACAGCUGCAGUAUCUGCCAUCGCCACCAAGUUUCUGAAACCACCCAACAGUGAUGUGCUGUGCAUCCUUGGGGCCGGUGUCCAGGCCUAUAGCCAUUAUGAGAUCUUCACAGAGCAAUUCUCCUUUAAGGAGGUAAGGAUAUGGAACCGCACCAAAGAAAAUGCAGAGAAGUUUGCAAACACAGUGCAAGGAGAGGUCCGGGUCUGUUCAUCGGUGCAAGAGGCUGUGACAGGUGCUGAUGUGAUCAUCACAGUCACCAUGGCAACAGAACCCAUUCUGUUUGGUGAAUGGGUGAAGACUGGGGCUCACAUCAAUGCCGUCGGAGCCAGCAGACCUGACUGGCGGGAGCUGGAUGAUGAACUCAUGGAGCAGGCCGUGUUGUAUGUGGAUUCCCGGGAGGCUGCCCUGAAGGAGUCAGGGGAUGUCCUGUUGUCAGGGGCUGAGAUCUUCGCUGAGCUGGGGGAAGUCGUGAAGGGCAUGAAGCCCGCCCACUGUGAGAAGACCACGGUGUUCAAGUCUCUGGGAAUGGCAAUAGAAGACAUGGUGGCAGCCAAACUAGUGUAUGAUUCCUGGUCAUCUGGUAAAUGAAACAGAAGAAUUUUGUGUUGAGAUGGAUGCUACAGCUCCAGGGUUGCUGCCCCUGAUUGUUUCAUAAUUUCUAGAUCAAAUGAGGGAAGCCCACUCCCCAGUGACUUAUAGCUUGUGCUUAUCAUGUUUUAACCUUAAAUACUAAGGUCCCCAUUCAUGUUUGUAGUUGGAAAGCAACACUGGUGACCAUUCCUUCUGUUAUUCCAGGUUAUCAUAACAUUCCCCCUCCCUUGUAUUUCACUAACUUUGUAUUCCCCUGAAAUAAAGCAUUUUCCAAUUCUGCA
Messenger RNA from Ictidomys tridecemlineatus (thirteen-lined ground squirrel), 1288 nucleotides. It is a transcript of the gene Crym, whose product is annotated as crystallin mu. Gene Ontology annotation, cellular component: cytoplasm. The record is from RefSeq and is a predicted model, not a curated record. Gene Ontology annotation, molecular function: thyroid hormone binding. Gene Ontology annotation, biological process: thyroid hormone metabolic process. Lineage: Eukaryota; Metazoa; Chordata; Mammalia; Rodentia; Sciuridae.